Messenger RNA from Gavia stellata (red-throated loon), 375 nucleotides. RefSeq names its product neurophysin 1. The record is from RefSeq and is a predicted model, not a curated record. Gene Ontology annotation, cellular component: extracellular region; secretory granule. The transcript has 3 exons. Gene Ontology annotation, molecular function: neurohypophyseal hormone activity. NCBI's taxonomy places the organism in Eukaryota, Metazoa, Chordata, Aves, Gaviiformes, Gaviidae. Bases 1 to 375 code for a protein of 124 amino acids.
AUGCCCUGCAAGGUGCUCGCCGUCUGCCUCCUGGGGCUCCUGGCUCUCUCCUCCGCUUGCUACAUCCAGAACUGCCCCAUCGGGGGCAAACGCGCCAUCCUGGACAUGGACAUCAGGAAGUGCAUGCCCUGCGGUCCCAGGAACAAGGGUCACUGCUUUGGCCCCAACAUCUGCUGCGGAGAAGAGCUGGGCUGUUACAUCGGCACCUCCGAAACCCUGCGGUGCCAGGAGGAAAACUUCUUGCCGACACCCUGCGAGUCGGGACGCAAAGCCUGCGGCGGCAGCGGAGGGAGCUGCGCGGCCCCCAGCAUCUGCUGCAGCAGUGAGGGCUGCGUGGUUGACUCAUCCUGCGACCAAGAAAUGCUGAUUGCAUAG